Molecule: messenger RNA, 414 nt
Organism: Aspergillus melleus
Lineage: Eukaryota; Fungi; Ascomycota; Eurotiomycetes; Eurotiales; Aspergillaceae
Product: DUF3602 domain-containing protein
Exons: 3
Coding region: 1-414 (137 amino acids)
Source: RefSeq, a predicted model, not a curated record
AUGGGAGGUUCUCGAAAUAUUUCGCACGGUCGCGGAGGCGCAGGCAACAUCUACUCCGCCGAAACCCGUACCUCGCCCAAAGAUCUCGUCACCCCCACGAUCAAACAGGAGGUUUUUACCACCGGCCGCGGCGGAUCGGGCAACAUGAUGGUCAACGAUCCGCAACAUCCAGAAAUCGCGCGAGAGAUGCAGGACGUAGAGUCGCCGCCUCUCCGCGUGGAAGACGCUCCGCAUCACACCGGACGGGGUGGCGCCGCCAACGCAUUCAUCCCCACCGCCGAGGAGGAAAAGAAGGUUCGCGAGCAAGAGGAGGAACAAUUACGACGCGUUCGCACCGCAUCCCGGGAUCGCCUGAGGGAGGAGACUGAGCGUCGCGACGGCAGUGAAAAACGCGCCGAGUCGUCUUCCAGCUAA